ACUCACCCAUCACACAGAUAUUCGUUGGAAAUAAGAAAAAAGAAAAAAAAAAGUAAACUUGGAGGAAACAAAGGCGAAAACUUUUAUGGUCCAAAGAUCGAGACACAGAUCAUCAUCUUCUUUUUUGGCUAUCUGCGCGAUCGAUUACUGUCCGAAAGGUUGAAACUUUUUGUUGUGUAGACAGAAGGGUGUUGUUUUGGAUCGUGUUCUCUUUUGAAUGGCGCAGGGAAGCAUGGACCCUGCCGUUCUCGACGACAUCAUCCGUCGUCUGUUGGAUUACAGAAACCCUAAGCCUGGAACCAAACAGGUCAUGCUCAACGAGUCUGAGAUCCGACAGCUUUGUCUCGUAUCCAAAGAGAUUUUCCUUCAACAGCCUAACCUCCUUGAGCUCGAAGCUCCCAUCAAGAUCUGCGGUGAUAUACAUGGACAGUACUCAGAUCUACUGAGGCUGUUUGAGUACGGAGGCUUCCCUCCUACAGCCAACUACCUCUUCUUAGGAGACUACGUGGACCGCGGGAAGCAGAGCUUAGAGACCAUCUGUCUCCUCCUCGCCUACAAAAUCAAAUACCCUGAGAACUUCUUCCUCCUAAGAGGCAACCACGAGUGCGCUUCCAUCAACAGAAUCUACGGAUUCUACGACGAAUGCAAACGCAGGUUCAGCGUGAGGCUCUGGAAAGUGUUUACGGAUUCUUUUAACUGCCUCCCGGUGGCUGCUGUGAUAGACGAUAAGAUACUGUGUAUGCACGGUGGCCUUUCUCCCGAUUUGACCAGCGUGGAGCAGAUCAAGACUAUUAAGAGACCUACCGAUGUUCCGGACACCGGUUUGUUAUGUGAUCUGCUUUGGUCUGAUCCGAGCAAAGAUGUCAAAGGCUGGGGGAUGAACGACCGUGGUGUCUCUUACACGUUUGGGCCUGACAAAGUUGCUGAGUUUCUGAUCAAGAACGAUAUGGAUCUCAUCUGUCGUGCCCACCAGGUUGUAGAGGAUGGGUAUGAGUUCUUUGCAGAUAGACAGCUUGUUACUAUAUUCUCAGCUCCAAACUACUGUGGUGAAUUCGACAAUGCUGGUGCGAUGAUGAGUGUUGAUGAGAGUUUGAUGUGCUCUUUCCAAAUUCUUAAGCCUGCGGAUCGGAGGCCCCGGUUCUUAUGAUCGAAAAGAGUUAGAACCUGGCGGGAGAGAGACAUUUGAAGCUCCCUGAGACUUUGUUCAGAGGCCAAAAAAAAAGAAAGUCUAAAUGUUAUAUUAUCAUCAUCUUAUUUGAACUCUUACCAUUUCUCUUCUUAAACCUUUUAUGUUCUUAUGAUCUUCUUCUUCUCAGACUCAUUAUUAGACAGUAACAAAAUAAUGUCUGCAAAUUUUUUAUUAUUCAUCAACAAAAUUCUCAGUGGUA
Messenger RNA from Raphanus sativus (radish), 1388 nucleotides. Its product is annotated as serine/threonine-protein phosphatase PP1 isozyme 2. Gene Ontology annotation, molecular function: protein serine/threonine phosphatase activity. The record is from RefSeq and is a predicted model, not a curated record. NCBI's taxonomy places the organism in Eukaryota, Viridiplantae, Streptophyta, Magnoliopsida, Brassicales, Brassicaceae. Gene Ontology annotation, cellular component: nucleus; cytoplasm. The transcript has 4 exons. The coding region runs from base 218 to 1147 and encodes 309 amino acids.